UCUGUCCCAGUUUUCCGUCCGCGUUCAAACUCUGCGCCUCUCUCGCUCCAAGAAACAUCGGUCUCGCGAGACCUCUCGGAAACUUACAAAACCGGAAGCUGUGUGUGGAUUUCUUCCCUUUUGUGGCCAUCGCUGAAGCGCUAACGGCCGAAAUGAAGUUCAAUCCCUUUGUGACUUCUGACCGAAGCAAGAACCGGAAAAGGCAUUUCAAUGCGCCUUCCCACAUUCGCAGGAAAAUUAUGUCUUCCCCUCUUUCUAAAGAGCUGAGACAGAAGUACAAUGUCCGAUCCAUGCCCAUCCGGAAGGAUGAUGAAGUUCAGGUUGUACGAGGGCACUACAAAGGGCAGCAAAUUGGCAAAGUAGUCCAGGUUUACAGGAAGAAGUAUGUCAUCUACAUUGAACGAGUGCAGCGGGAGAAGGCUAAUGGCACAACUGUCCACGUGGGCAUUCACCCCAGCAAGGUGGUUAUCACCAGACUAAAACUGGACAAAGACCGCAAAAAGAUCCUCGAACGUAAAGCCAAGUCUCGCCAAGUAGGGAAGGAAAAGGGCAAAUAUAAGGAAGAAACAAUUGAGAAGAUGCAGGAAUGAAGUGAUCUUGUUUACAACUUUCAUUAA
Molecule: messenger RNA, 617 nt
Organism: Lagenorhynchus albirostris (white-beaked dolphin)
Lineage: Eukaryota; Metazoa; Chordata; Mammalia; Artiodactyla; Delphinidae
Gene: RPL26
Product: ribosomal protein L26
Exons: 4
Coding region: 153-590 (145 amino acids)
Biological process (GO): ribosomal large subunit biogenesis; cytoplasmic translation
Cellular component (GO): ribosome; cytosolic large ribosomal subunit
Molecular function (GO): structural constituent of ribosome; RNA binding
Source: RefSeq, a predicted model, not a curated record